GGCGGCCGCACAGCCUGGUUCCCCGCGCCCUGCUCGCCGCCGCCGCUCGCACAAGCCCCGCUGCUGGCCCUCGCCCCACCGAGCGCACCCACCGGCGCACGCACCCCGGCAGCCGGGUGCACCCCAGCGCACGCCCCCCGCGGUUCCACCGGGCUCCCGAGCCGGGCAGAUGCGCCGCCGCGCGCCCCCCCGCCCCGGGCCCGCCACCGUGCUCCGCCACGCGCGGGGGGCGCCUCUCCCGGGCCCCCCUGGGUGCCCUGCGGCUCCGGUUCUCUCCCGCUCCUUGGAAUAACCUCUGAGGCUCCAGCCGUCGUUGCAAAGUUUCCCGAGGAGACCCGCCUCCCCGGCCGCUGCGCAGGUGAGAAGGCAGGGAAGAGUUGAGAAGAACGACUCCUUUUUGGACAGACAAGACCAGGGGGUGAGGCAGGAAUAACGUGUCCCCCGCCUCCCCAGCAAGAAAACCUUCUCUCAGACAGGAGCAGCUGAGCAGCUCUGAGCCCUCCACCCAGCAUCUGCCCAAAGAGGCAUGUGGGGCCUGACAGCUCAGCGGUGCAUGUCGGCGGCUCCCGCCCCGCCGUGAACAUCUGAACUCCUCCGCGGGGUAAUGGACCCCCCUCUUCCCCCUGGAGACACAGCCUGAGUGGCAGGAAUAGUGAUUCUUUGGAGACGGGCUCCCUCUUAGCUCUGUCACGCAAGAACGCUCUCUGCACGGCAGCCCAUUCUGCCAAGUGACUUAAAGGGAUUUAAAAAACACAAAACUUGGUGAAGAAAAGGGGGUGAAAGCCACGUAGAAGCCUUUCAGAGAAGGUGGCGGCCACUGGACAAAAGGGCAAAAGUUGAAAGGAGGCCGAGGUCUCCCUCCCCUGGAUGGGUUCCUGGCUGUAGGGCAUGCCUGGGGGGGCCAUAACACCCUCAGGCUGUGCACAGGAGUCCCAGGGCCUUGGGGGAGCGCCCCUGUGGGCUCCUCAUGCAUGCCCCUCACUCCAGAGGGAAAGGCCAGCAGCAGGGGCAGCCUAGGUCACAGAGGAUGCAGGUCCAGAUCCACAGCCACAUCUGAACACCAGGAGCCCAGCAGAGCGAGCACAGGGCCUCUCCCCAUGCUCUGGGGCACCCCCAGCGCCACCCAAUGCCCCAGAUCUGCAGUCUGCAACCCAAGCGUCAGGGCCACGGGGCCUGAAUGUGACGCAGCCCAGGCCCAGUGGACCAGAGCAGAGGCAUCCAGAGCAGAGCUCCCAGCCAGACCCAGCAGGCUCCAGGUCGCAGCUAAGGAGGUAUAGUGGCUCCAAAUCAGGUGAGGCCCGGCUCCCUCAGCCGUCCACCAUGGUGGUGGCACACCCCACCGCCACUGCCACCACCACACCCGCUGCCACCGUUACGGCCACCGUUGUGAUGACCACAGCCACCAUGGACCUGCGGGACUGGCUUUUCCUCUGCUACGGGCUCAUCGCCUUCCUGACAGAGGUCAUUGACAGCACCACCUGCCCCUCAGUGUGCCGCUGUGACAACGGUUUCAUCUACUGCAACGACCGGGGCCUCACCUCCAUCCCUGCUGACAUUCCCGACGACGCCACCACCCUCUACCUGCAGAACAACCAGAUCAACAAUGCCGGCAUCCCCCAGGACCUCAAGACCAAGGUCAACGUGCAGGUCAUCUACCUGUAUGAGAAUGACCUGGACGAGUUCCCGGUCAAUCUGCCCAGCUCCCUGCGGGAGCUGCACCUGCAGGACAACAACGUGCGCACCAUCGCUAGGGACUCACUAGCCCGCAUUCCACUGCUGGAGAAGCUGCACCUGGACGACAACUCCGUGUCCACCGUCAGCAUCGAGGAGGACGCUUUCGCCGACAGCAAGCAGCUCAAGCUGCUCUUCCUGAGCCGGAACCACCUGAGCAGCAUCCCCUCGGGGCUGCCCCGCACACUGGAGGAGCUGCGGCUGGACGACAACCGCAUCUCCACCAUCCCGCUGCACGCCUUCAAGGGCCUCAACAGCCUGCGGCGGCUGGUGCUCGAUGGCAACCUGCUGGCCAACCAGCGCAUCGCCGACGACACCUUCAGCCGCCUGCAGAACCUCACCGAGCUCUCGCUGGUGCGCAACUCUCUGGCCGCGCCCCCCCUCAACCUGCCCAGCGCCCACCUGCAGAAGCUUUACCUGCAGGACAAUGCCAUCAGCCACAUCCCCUACAACACGCUGGCCAAGAUGCGUGAGCUGGAGCGCCUGGACCUGUCCAAUAACAACCUCACCACACUGCCCCGCGGCCUGUUCGACGACCUGGAGAGCCUGGCCCAGCUGCUGCUCCGGAACAACCCCUGGUUCUGCGGCUGCAAUCUCAUGUGGCUGCGGGACUGGGUGAAGGCGCGGGCGGCCGUGGUCAACGUGCGGGGCCUCAUGUGCCAGGGCCCCGAGAAGGUCCGGGGCAUGGCCAUCAAGGACAUCACCAGUGAGAUGGACGAGUGCUUCGAAACAGGGUCCCAGAGCGGAGCAGCCAGUGCUGCUGCCAAGACCACGGCCAGCAACCACGCCUCUGCCACCACACCCCAGGGCUCACUCUUCACCCUCAAGGCCAAGAGGCCAGGGCUGCGCCUCCCUGACUCCAACCUUGACUAUCCCAUGGCCACAGGCGAUGGCACCAAGACCCUGAUCAUCCAUGUGAAGCCCCUGACGGCGGACUCCAUCCGCAUCACAUGGAAGGCCAUGCUCCCCGCUUCCUCCUUCCGGCUCAGCUGGCUGCGUCUGGGCCACAGCCCAGCCCUGGGCUCCAUCACAGAGACCCUGGUGCAGGGGGACAAGACAGAGUACCUGCUGACAGCCCUGGAGCCCAAGUCCACCUAUAUCAUCUGCAUGGUCACCAUGGAGACUGGCAACACCUAUGUGGCUGAUGAGACGCCCGUGUGUGCCAAGGCAGAGACAGCCGACAGCUACGGCCCCACCACCACGCACAACCAGGAACAAAACGCAGACCCCAUGGUGAGCCUGCCCUUGGCAGGCAUCAUCAGCGGUGCCGUGGCUCUCGUAUUCCUCUUCCUGGUCCUCGGGGCUAUCUGCUGGUACGUGCACCGGGCUGGUGAGCUGCUGACCCGGGAGCGGGCCUACAAUCGGGGCAGCCGGAAAAAGGACGACUAUAUGGAGUCGGGGACCAAGAAGGAUAACUCCAUCCUGGAAAUCCGUGGCCCUGGGCUGCAAAUGCUGCCCAUCAACCCUUACCGCGCCAAAGAGGAGUACGUAGUCCACACCAUCUUCCCCUCCAAUGGCAGCAGCCUCUGCAAGGGCACGCACACCAUCGGUUACGGCACCACGCGGGGCUACCGGGACGGCGGCAUCCCUGACAUAGACUACUCCUACACAUGAUGCCGGCCGCCCGGCUGCCCCACCCGGUGCCGCCUCCUCCUGUCUGGCCAGCUCGCCACCAUCUGACAGAGCAGGAAAGGAAGUCAGUCCACAGUGACUUCCCAGCAGAAAGCAAAGUUUAGGGAGAGCUGACAAUUUUGUAGAACACAGUGAAAAGAAAAAAACAUUUUUUUUUAAGAAUUGAAGGCAGGAGGGGGAUCUGACGUUGCUGAAGACAUAAUUUAUACCAAAUUAUGCCAGCUGGGGAGGGGAAGGACUAAAAAUAAUAUCGCAGGAAGGGUUGGUUGGGUUUUUUCUCCUGAACUGGAAGGAUGCUACCUGUACAAUGUCUGUGUACACCUCACACUCUGUC
This is a messenger RNA of Manis javanica (Malayan pangolin), 3697 nucleotides long. RefSeq names its product fibronectin leucine rich transmembrane protein 1 (gene FLRT1). Lineage: Eukaryota; Metazoa; Chordata; Mammalia; Pholidota; Manidae. Gene Ontology annotation, molecular function: protein binding. The record is from RefSeq and is a predicted model, not a curated record.